This is a messenger RNA of Fulvia fulva, 825 nucleotides long. RefSeq lists its product as uncharacterized. NCBI's taxonomy places the organism in Eukaryota, Fungi, Ascomycota, Dothideomycetes, Mycosphaerellales, Mycosphaerellaceae. Bases 1 to 825 code for a protein of 274 amino acids. The record is from RefSeq and is a predicted model, not a curated record. The transcript has 2 exons. Gene Ontology annotation, molecular function: protein binding.
AUGGCCACCACCGAAAGAGAAAGACCGCUCCAUGAGCUCCUCUCCCGCGACAUGGUCGACAUCUACGUCGGCCCCUCCAACACGCACUGGAUCCUGCACAAAAAACUCCUCUGCUACCGCUCCCAAUUCUUCCGCAACAUCUUCAACCCCCGCGGCAAAAACAACAAGACGACCGAAAACUCUGUCUACGGCCUGCCCGACGAGGAAGACGAGCCUUUCCGCCUGUUUGUCGGAUGGCUUUACUCUGAACGCGUCCCUGCCCCGAAGGAGGAGAAGGAUCUCUCCCCGCUUUUGGACGUGUAUCUGAUGGCUGAGAAGUGGGAGAUUAGGCGCUUGGUGCUUGAGGUCCUUGAUGUUGUGAGGGAGUUUUAUCGUGUGGAGGAUUCGUGGCCGAGUUUGAGGCGGGUGCAGUAUGUUUAUGCGAACACUGAGAAGGAAUCACCAAUGAGGGUCCUGCUGGUGCAGUGUGUGGCGAGAAUGUUGGUGACGGGCCAGGGCGUUCCCGGCCAUUGGGAGAAUGCGUUGAGGAAGAAUGGACAGCUGGCUGUGGAUAUUAUAUUGUGUGUGCAGAAGUGGCAUUUUGAUCCGGAGGGUGUGCCGGAUGCGAGGAGGGAGAGGGUUGAGGAGGUUGUGGAGGUGGCGGAGGGGAAGGGGUUGAGGAUGGAGGAUGAUGAGGGGAAGGGGAACGGGGAGGAGGAGGAUGAGGAUAAUGUGCUGGAUUGGGGGGAGGGGAAGACGAUUAGUCAAGAUGUGAGUAGGAGUCAGAGUCAGGCAGGCGCGGGCGGAGAGAGUGAUGCGGAUAAGACGUUGGUGAAUGGGCACUGA